ACAACCAUAUUGGUCGUUGCCAUCAGGAGAUGGUUGUUCAUGGGUCGGACAUAAAUUUGAAGCCCCAGAAGUAAAGUGGGACAACAUCCGCCCCUUCUCCUGGAAUCCAACUCUGCAAUGGCUGCCAAGCCAGGUGGGCCGUCCACUUGGGUUCUCAGGUUCCCUUCGCCGCUGGAACCAGGGGUCCAAAUCAGCGUUGAGAUGGAGGAGAGCUCCCCUCCUGUUGGGACCCUCAAGGAGAUCCUGAAGCGCUCGCGGUCCCGGAAAGACAGGAUGGAUCCUAAUGAAGCAGGCGUGAGGCCCCAGUGUUGGGAAGUGCGUCAACAGGUGCUCCUGCCCACGCCGGAGGACAAGGAGUCUGGCACAAAAACGCCUGAGGAGACACUGGAGGACGACAUUGAGACCUGCGUGGUCUCUUUUGAAAACGUCUCUGACGCCAAAGAAGAGAGAGGGACGAAAACUGAAGUGAUGGUUGGGACCGAUUGUGUGAUUACUAUUGAAGAAGAGGUUGACCCCGAAGGGCAGGAAUCUCCAAAAACUGGGGUUGUAUCCGAGGACGUUAUUGAGGCCUGUGUGAUAUCUCCUCAAGAAGAAGCUGAUCCCCAAAAAGAGGACAAGGAGGAGGAGACCCAAGUUAGGGUCAUAGAUGGAGGAAGUAUUGAGGACUUCAUGGAGACCCUAGAGGACACAGGCCUCCCCACAGUAGAAAAGGCCAUCCAAACUGAAAUGACGCAGAAGGACAUCUCUAAGGACUGUGAGGCCUGUGUCCAGAAAGCAGUAGACUCCAAGGAAGAAGAGUUGACAGAACAUGAGGGGGCAUCAGAGGAGAAUAAGGCCAGUGUGGCUUCCCCAGAGAAACAAGGGGACCUUAAAGGUGAAGGAGUGACGCAACUUGAGAGAGAAAGAGAAGAGGUUUGUAACAAGACAGAAACUGACGGCAAAGGAGAUGAUGGGAAAGCUCAGGCAGCCAUCUUGGAAGAAGGUGGCAUCGUCAUAGAGACCGCCCGCCAGGGUUUCCGGUGGUUCCGCUACCAAGAAGCUGAGGGCCCACGGAAUGCUUACGGGCAACUCCGGGAACUUUGCCGCCUCUGGCUGAAGCCGGAGAGCCGCAGCAAGGAGCAGAUUCUGGAGCUCCUGGUACUGGAGCAAUUUUUGGCCAUUUUGCCUCAAGAGAUACAGAGCUGGGUGUGGCAGCAGCACCCAGAGUCGUGCGCGCAGGCUGUCGACCUGGUGGAAAACUUCCUGACGGGACUUUCUCUGCUUGAGAGGCACGGGAAAAAGGCACUGGUGACUUUCGAAGAGGUAGCUGUGUAUUUCUCCGAGGAAGAGUGGAGACUCCUGGAUGAAACCCAGCGGCAGAUCUACCGAGAGAUCAUGCUCGAGAAUUAUGGGAAAGUCCGGUCGCUGGGAUUUCCAAUUCGCAAGCCAGAUCUGAUCUUCAAGAUGGAGGACGGCAAGAACCAAGAGCCACGUUUGCGAGACCCUCAGGAUGCUGCAGAAAGGGCUCCCCCGAGAGCUGUCGGAGAUGCUGAGCUCUCAAGUGAGUCUGACUGCGAGGAGCUGGCAAGCUGGAAGGAAGAGGAGGCGGCUGACGUCCUGCCGGCAGGGGUGAGAUCCCUGAGCCCCAUCGAGGCCUGGGACGCGGCUGUCAAAAGCAAUCCCCCCAGCCAGGACGGGAACAGGCCCCGCUGGCAUCGGGCUGAGCCACGCUUUGCGUGCUCCGACUGUGGCAAGACUUUCCCCUGGCAGUCGGCCUUGGCGCGGCACCAGCUCUCGCACUCCGGCGAGAAGCCUUACCGGUGCUCGGACUGUCCCAAGAGCUUCGCCCAACGCUCCAAGCUGGCCCGGCACCGACGCCUCCACACCGGGGAGCCCUCCUGCGAGUGCCCUGAAUGCGGCAAGCGCUUCUGUGACCGCUACAAGCUGGCCCGGCACCAGAAGAUCCACUCUGGGGAACGACCCUACCGCUGCGAUAUCUGCGGCCGCGGCUUCUGCCUCAGCUCCAACCUGCGGCAGCAUCGGCGGGUGCACACAGGGGAGCGCCCCCACGGCUGCCCUGAGUGCGGGAGGCGCUUCAGUCGCCGCUCCAACCUCAUCCAGCACCUCCGGGUUCACCAGCUGCAGUGGCAGCAGCAAGGAGGGCCGGGUGUGGGGCUUCCUCUCGGGGACACCGAUCUUGGACCGGGUUCUGACCUCUGCGAGGAGGAGUGGGAAUACGAGUGGAUUGCGGACACCCAGGACGGGGAGCGGGCAGGGGAGCUCCACGCUGGGACCGAUGAGGGCGAACCGAUUUCAGAGCUCCUCGCUAGGCCGGAUCAUGAAGGCGAGGAGAUCCUGGAGCUCCGUGUCGGGGAUUACGAACAUGGGUGGAGCACGGAGAUCAAUGGCGGAGACCCCACGCGCGAUGAAAUGACGGAGCUCCAACCUGGGAACCGUGAGCACAAGAAUUUGGAGCUCUGUUCUGGGAAUCUCGAGACUGAAGAGAUAGUGGAGCUCCGUGUUGGGGAUGGUGAUGAACAAGGGUGGAUUGAGGAGUUUGAUGGCGAGGAUGACGACUGCUUGCUUGUUGGCGAUGGGGAGUCUCUCCACCCUGCCAGCCGUGGGAAUUGUCCCAGCCCAAACCUCCAGUCUGCCAAUCAAGCCCUCCUAGCGGGGAAUGAGUUCCCCCGGUGCUCCGACUGUGGACGGACGUUCACCCGGAAUUCCAGCCUUUCCCGGCACCAGCUGAUCCACACCACGGAGCAUCCCCACGCGUGCCGGGAAUGCUGCCGCUCCUUCAGCUUGCCCAGCCUGCUGGCCCAACACCGGCUCAUGCAUGCCUCGGGCCAGCCCCACCCGUGUCCCGAUUGCCCCAAAAGCUUCAGCCACCGCUCGAAGCUGGUGCGCCAUCAGCGCAUCCACACGGGUGAGCGCCCCUUCCAAUGCGACGAAUGCGGCAAAAGCUACAGAGACAGUUCGACCCUCCUGCGGCACCAGCGCGUCCACGGCAAGCCCCAGGAGUUGGGGUUUCCUCCCCCACAAGAUACCUCCCCCUCCUCCCCCGACCCCGUGGUGGUGAUCUUACAGGUGUGCGCUGCUCUGGCCAUGGCUUCCUCCAUGCUAUUUGAGGAUCUGACCCCAGAUUUCUCCUGCCCCGUCUGCCUGGAAUGGUUCUGGGAGCCGGUCGCCCUCCCUUGCGGACACCUCUACUGCCAGGCCUGCAUUGAGACGGCAUGGGGGCCCCACAGCAGCAAGCCCAUCUGUCCUCAGUGCCGGGAGCAAUUCUCGGAGAAGAGGUACGCCCCCUGCAAGCUCCUGGGGACCCUGAUUUGCCGAAUCCGAGGAAUGCAUCCUGGGGAGGCUGAGGAGGGGCGCCGCAGCGGAGCUGACUCCAGAGAAUCCGGGCUGCGCCAGGAUCGCACCCGGCUCCCCCUCCACGAGGCUACGAAGUGCUAUAAGGAGGAGCUGUCUUUGGCUAUUUCUCAGAUGGAGUCUCACCUGAGCAACACCUCCAUGCUUAGAAGGGAGGAAGAAGAGAAGCUCCAGAACUCUCAGGCUAUUAUGCUCAGCCUGGGAGACCAUGUCUCUGCUGAAUUUAGGCAGCUCCAUCGCUUCCUCCAUGCCCGUGAGAAGGCAUGCAAGGCGAAGUUGGAGAAGGAAGGGGGAGCCCUGCUCCGGGAGACAGAGGAGAGGCUGAGAAUGCUGAAGGGGUCUUGCCAGGAGGGCCAGGAGUUGAUGUUGGAAGCACAAGCUCAUCUGGAGCUCCCGGACUCUGCAGAGUUCCUAACGGGAAUACGGUCUCUCCUGAACCGGAUCAAGAAACUAAUUAAGCUGCACUCUAGCAAAGAAUAUAAGCAAACAUGUGGCAGCAACUGGAAUGGCUCUCCAGAUGCCAAUGGGGUGUUAGAUGGGGAGAGUAAUCUGCAUUUUGCUCUAGACGAGGAUGGUGACCACGAUUUGUCUUCCGACUUGGAUGGUGACAUCAGCCAAGACAUGGAUGGACACUCCGAUCAUGCUUUUGACCCAGACAUGGAAGAAAACCCAAAUGUCUCUCCAAAAAUGGAGGGAGAAACAGAUGAGAUUUCCAGUGAGGAGAUUGAUAUAGAAAUGGAUGAGGUCAAUGAAGACUUUGAUUCUGAUGGUGAUGGAGAAGACAACAGUCUCCAUCUGGAUGCCAGUGAUGGUGAUGUCGGCCCUGGUCAACUGGAUGUCAACUCUUCCCGCCGAACUGCCUCGUCCAUUUUCCCUUCUGUACCUAACAAACCCUACAGAUGCCCUGAAUGUGGGAAAUGUUUUGGCACCAGCUCUAUCCUGGGCCAGCAUCGCCGCAUCCAUAGCGGUGAGAAGCCCUAUAAGUGCGGCGUAUGUGGCAAAUGCUUCACCCGGGGUUCCACCUUCCUCCAGCACCAGCGUACACACACGGGCGAGAAGCCGUACAAGUGCCCGGAUUGUGGCAGGUGCUUUGGUCGGAGCUCCAACCUUAUUCAGCACCAGCGGGUUCACACAGGCGAGAAGCCCUACCAAUGUAGCAUCUGUGGAAAGUCUUUCUCUCUCAGCUCCACCCUUAUCCAGCAUCAGAUUAUCCAUACUGGCGAAAAACCGUACAAAUGCCCCGACUGUGGUAAGUGCUUCAAUCGCAACUCCAACUUGCUCAAUCACCGGCGAGUGCACACAGGAGAACGCCCCUUUGCCUGUCGCAUCUGCGGCAAGAGAUUUUCUGAAAACUCCUCCCUCACCCAGCACCAGCGGACACACACUGGGGAGCGUCCUUUCCGGUGCAAUGACUGUGGCAAAUCGUUUUCCCUUAGCUCAACUCUGAUCCAGCACCAUGUCACCCACACUGGGGAGAAACCUUAUGAGUGCCCGGAUUGCGGCAAGGCCUUUGGGCUCAGUUCUACCCUGUUGCGCCACCAGCGGCUCCACACUGGGGAGAAGCCGUUUGAGUGCCAGGACUGCGGCAAAACCUUUGGCGUUAGUUCACACUUUUUGCAACAUCGACGGGUCCACACAGGGGAAUGCCCGUUUCAGUGUCCAGAUUGCGGCCGUACCUUUAGCCAGAGGGCACAUCUGGUGCUACACGAGAAGGUUCACCAGGAUGGGUUGGCCUCACAGCGUCUUCGCCAAACACUCUAUAUUUGCAGCAACUGCGGCAAGAGUUUCCAGCAGAGCUCACACCUGGUGCAACAUCAGAGGGUCCACACGGGCGAUAGGCCGUACCGAUGUGAGGAUUGUGGGCAUGGCUUUUCCCAGAGCUCCAAACUGCUGGAGCACCAGCGGAUUCACACUGGCGAGAGGCCAUACCCCUGUAAAGACUGUGGGCGCCGGUUUGGGCACAGCUCAGCGCUUUCGCAGCACCAGCGCAUUCACACUGGAGAGAGGCCCUACAAGUGCACCGACUGCGGCAAGUCCUUCACCCAGAGCUCCCACCUGGUCCAGCACCGGCGGACGCACACCGGCGAGAAGCCCUACGUCUGCAGCGAUUGCGGCAAGGCCUUUUCCUGGAGCUCCAACCUGGCCCAGCACCAGCGCACCCACACCGGCGAGAAGCCCUACGUCUGCCGGGAGUGCGGCAAGGCCUUCUCCCAGAGCACCAACCUCAUCAAGCACCAGCGCAGCCACACGGGCGAGAAGCCCUACCGCUGCCCCGAGUGCCCCAAGAGCUUCUACCGCUCCUCGGACCUCAUCCAGCACCAGAUCACCCACACCGGCGAACGGCCCUUCAAGUGCGAGGAGUGCGGCAAGGGCUUCACCCAGAGCGCCAACCUGGUCAAGCACCGCAAGAUCCACGCCGGGGAGAAGCCCUUCCGGUGCAACGACUGCGGCAAGACCUUCAUCCAGAGCUCGGAGCUGAUCCAGCACCAGCGCACCCACUCGGGCGAGAAGCCCUACCAGUGCCAGGAGUGCGGCAAGCGCUUCGGCCACGGCGCCACCCUCGUCAAGCACCAGCGGCUCCACAUGGGGGUGGAGCCCUACCGCUGCGCCGACUGCGGCAAGACCUUUGGCCUCAGCUCGGCGCUGGAGCGCCACCGGCGGUGCCACAGUGAGAGCCGCCCGUACGCCUGUGCCGAGUGCGGACAGAGCUUCUCCUUGGCCUCCAACCUCACCCUGCAUUCUCGCAUCCACCGGGGCGAGAAGCCCUACCGCUGCGCCGACUGUGGCAAGUGCUUCGGCAUGAGCUCCACCCUCAUCCGCCACCAGCGCAUCCACACGGGCGAGAAGCCCUACGCCUGCCUCGACUGCGGCAAGGCCUUUGUCCGCAGCUCUCACCUCACCCAGCACCGCCGGACGCACACGGGCGAGCGGCCCUACCACUGCGAGGAGUGCGGCCGGCGCUUCUCCCAGAGCUCCAACCUCAUCACACACCAGCGCAUCCACAUGGAGGAGCGCCCCCACGUCUGCCACGGCUGUGGGCGGCGCUUCGCCCAGGAAGAGGAGCUGCAGCGCCACCAGCAGGAGGAGGGCGGGAAGUGCAGUGGCGGCAAAGGGGAGACCAAUGAGUCAGAAGGCCACGCCUCCCGUGGGGGUGACGUGUGUGAGGAGGGUGGCGAGGAUGGACACGUGACACCCCCUUGCCAGGAGAGCAGCGCACCACGCGCCAGACGUGGCCCGGACUGCGGUGAUGAACUGGAGGAGAAUCAAACGAGCCACGUUGCCCACCUCUGCAUCAUAUGCGGGCAGGGUUUCCCAGACGGCGCGGCGUUGGCACGGCAUCGAGAGAGCCACACCUCUUUCAUCUGCACCGAGUGUGGGAGAAGCUUCGGGGAGGCCACCGCCUUGGCCUGCCACCAGGAGAACCACGAAUCUUGGAUCUGUGGCAUUUGUGGGCAGGACUGCAAGGAUAGCUUGGCCCUGCUGCAGCACGAGGAAACCCACUCGCGGCGCGGCCGUGGUGCGUUUGGAGAGGGCUCUGUCGACAGCAAGGCACCUGUGCGGCACGAGGAGGGCCGGACGCGCAAGGAGAAUUCGAAACGUCUGUUUGUCCAGGAAUCCCCCAAGUCUCUUGCCUGCAUGGAUCCCAGGGAGGGCUUCGCGGUCGGGAGCGUCCUCAUGCCGCAGCAGGAAGCGCAAGCGACGUGGGCCUGUCUGGAGUGCGGGGAAAGGUGCAAGGAUAGUUCGGCACUUGCGAGUCACCAGCAGAGCCACCGGAGGCCUGGCGCCUGCUCCGAAUGCGGGCAGGCUUUCGCCGACAGCGCAGCCCUCAGCCGGCACCAGGUCACCCACACGCAGGAGAAGCUGUACCAAUGUCCCGAGUGUGAACAGAGCCUGAGGAGCAUCUCGGGUCUCGCGCGGCAUCAGAGAGAGUGCCUUGGCGGGAAGCCGCUCCGACGCGUGGGGUGCGGGCAGGCCUUUGCAGACGUCGCAGCCCUGACGCUCCACCAGAACAGCCACGUGGAAGGCGAAACACACGGAUGCUCGGGAUCUGGAGAAGCUUUUACGGUCGGCUUGGAUCUCGCCGUACAUCCGAGGAAUCCCCAGGAGGGCCCCCCGGACACGUGCGCUGUUGCACCCCAGAAAAUCUCCCCCAGAGACAAGGCCUCUGACGAAAACCCGGUCUCUAGCUCGCAUCGGAGCGUCCCACUGGAGGAUCGUUUGCUUAGGCGUGGCUCGGGUCUUGCUGCACACCAGGGAAUCCACUCAGAAGACAAGACCCUCGACAGAGCACCUCAGAGAACCCCUGAGGAAGAGGAGCCCCCCUCCUGUGGGCUCCUCCAGGGCAGCUCGGCUCUCGCCUCACAUCAGCAAGCCCGCCUUGAAGAGGAGCCGGGGAGUGCCGCCAUCGCUGCACCCCAGAAAAGAACCUCCGCUGCGGACAGGCCUGCUCCGGCUUCCACCGAAAUGGCCGCCCUCAUCCGGCACCCCAGCACCAAGCCCUACAAGUGCCGCGGCUGUGAGCAAAGCUUUGCGGAUGCCGCCAGCUUGUCCCGCCACCAGAUUGGCCACGUGAAGGCACAGUUGCUGAAGUGCCUGGAGUGUGGGAGGGGCUUCCCGGAGAGGCUGGCCCUGAUCCGACACCAGAGAGAGCACACGGCAGAGAAGACCAGGAGCGCGCGGCAGCGGCCGCCGCCCAAGAACAACCACGGCAAGGAGAGAGACUGUAGGAACCCUCUGGAAUUUGGCGAGAGUUUCACCGAGAUCUCGGCCAUCCUUUUGCAGAGGGGGAAUCGCGUUUCGGAAAGGGGCUUGCCACAGCGGCCCAAGGACCACGGGGCGGACGGGAAGCGAAGCUCGGGCGAUACGCUGGAGACCACGGAGCCCUAUUUUCACCUCGAUUUGAGGAAGAAACCCGGCGCCGGCAGUGUGCUGAUGCCGCAGGAUAAGGGCAGAUAUUUUGUGCAUUCUGAGCCUGGGAAAAUCUCUAGGAACAGCUCAAUAUUGCUGCAGCACCUGCAGAACCACACGGCGGAGAAACCGUGACCUGCUGGGCAUUGUGGGACGUGUCAGUUCCAGAGAGGCGGCCAGGGUGACCUGUGAGGUUCGGCCUCCUUUUGCUUCCCUCCCAAUGCUCAGGGCCAUACAUUGGGAGGGGGAGCUCAACAUAAUUGGGGCUUUUGGGUCUGCCAAGGAUAACAGACGUGCCCUAGGCGGAGAGAAGAUACUGCGGACGUUAUUGUUAGGGUGGGGUGUGUGCAGACGGGCAGAAUUGAAGCGGUGUGUGUGUGUGUUGUAGCAAAUGAUGCAGGAUUAGAAACCCUACUUUCUUUACCAGCAAAACACAGGGUGAGUCCACCUGUCCAGGGAUCCUUUCCUUUCCCCUCCUUUCUUCCUCCCUUUUCUCUCCCCACUUUCCGCCCCGCCGGCUAGUCCCCCCAAAAACCCCUCAAGGAAUUGUACAUACGUGUGGAAUGAACAGGGACUGAUGGCAGGCGGCCUUGUACAGAGCGUGGGUCAAGCUGGUUUGACAGGGAUUCCGUGUGUGUAUGUGAGAGAAGAGCAGUCUUCCAGAUUCCAGCUCUCUCCCUUUAUCCCAAAGUCAUUGCAUAUUUAGCAUUUCCCAGAAAAGCUACCCCAUCUUAUCAUUGAUUGAAAUACUCCCUCCUGCACAAAAUGGCUCCCUUCGGCACUUCCUGUCACAUGCCAUCUGCUGUACCUUCCACUGCUUAGCGAGUGAAAUCUCCUGGUCACCCCCUGUUCUGAUCACACUAAUAAGCUAUGAGUUUUAAGACUUUAGACUUUAGACUUCUCCCUUUCUUUCCUGUGGGGUGGUUCUUUUGAUACUUGUAUCCCAGCAAAUGGCAUCAACGAGUUCGAAUCCUCUCCGCUAUCAUCUCUCCUACUUAGGGAUGAUUGCAUUUUGUUAAAUCCGUCCCAUUCUACGUUCUGCGGAAUGUCAGGUGUCAUUCUGUUAUCCGCUCAUGGGCGGAGUCAGAUUUUUUUCUAUGCGAAUUUCGUUGGCAUGCAAAUGCGCAGUUGCGCAACCCCACCAAGUUUUGAAAAAAGCACUGCAAGUCCGCAGACUCUGCGCAACUCAGAAAAAGCUGGUGUGCUGUGUGAUCCGCAGGUCGGGCUCACCAAAAUUGGAUCUCAUUUGAAUCGGUUGUAGAUUCCUUCCACAUCCUUGCUCUUGUUCCUUAGAUUUCUACUACAUGGAAUAAAACAGAAGGGGCAAAGAAAAACAAACUAGAAAGUGAAGUUGAGAGGCACCUCCCAAUGGAUUAUUUAAUCAAGGGCUGGGCAGAAUUUGACUCCCUGCAUACUUUUAGAAUUCUGGGAAUUCCACUUUCCAUUUUAAAAUAGGAUGUUGAUAGCUUUCAUAAUUGCAGCGAUGAUUUGGUACUCAAAGAAAUUAAGGAGCUUGCUUACCACAAACCACAGGAAGAAUCUUGUGGGUGUCACCCUCCUUUCCUUGGGCAAAUGUCUUGUAAUUAACCUGUGGAACUCACAGCCGCAAGGAGUUGAGUCCAGUGGAAUGAAUUCUUAAAUUUUUUUACGAACAUGAGAGAAUGGGAAAAGAGAGAGAUUGGCUUUAGUCCGAGUUCACUUGUUGUCCUGAAUUUGGGAUUCAGCACUAAUCUCUCUAGAUCUGAGUUCGACACUCCACCUACCGAGCUACGUUAGCGUCCCGGUCUUUAGGGAAAAGCAGAUGUAUGGAAGAGCAGCUCUGAAAUGCAAAGAAGGAUGGAACUUCAUACUCCAGAUGUCCCCACAUCUUUAGGGAUUCUUAAAAAUGGGAAGUUCAAAAGAUGGAUACGUCCUCUUGUGGUUUUCUCUGUAGCAGCUAGCUCUGAAUGGGAUUCAGGAAUGGAUGGACCAUUGCUAGGACAGAUUAUGGCAGCUCUCAGAUUCCUUGCGUUUCUCUGAUCUCACAUUGGUGCAUCUUGUCCAUCUUUAGCUCUGCUAGUUAAAACUAAUUGAUUAUCAGAAAUGGUGUGUGUAUGUUUGUGUGGUGUGUGUGUGUGUGUGUGUGUGUGUAUGGAUAAACACAACUUUCUUGGCAUAUUUUAAAUGAAGCAGUUUUUUUAAAAAGUUCUCCACACAUUCAGUGUGUCUCUGA
This is a messenger RNA of Elgaria multicarinata webbii, 10471 nucleotides long. RefSeq lists its product as uncharacterized. Lineage: Eukaryota; Metazoa; Chordata; Lepidosauria; Squamata; Anguidae. The transcript has 11 exons. Gene Ontology annotation, biological process: regulation of DNA-templated transcription. The record is from RefSeq and is a predicted model, not a curated record. Bases 118 to 8394 code for a protein of 2758 amino acids.